CAUACCUCGCGCCUCCCUUUUCGUCGACUCGUAGGUUACCCUGUGUGGUGGCUUUUAUGGGAGCGCGGAAACCUGGAACUCAUCUGGGCUCUCUUCCCCCCCUUUUUUUCGUUGCGCGGAAAGCCCAGCGGGCAUCCCGCUAUUCUCGGGGUCUCCUGGCAAGCUGCUUUGCAGGAAGCAGGUGCGCCCCCGAUUCAAUGCUGCAAAAAGGCACUGUUGGCAAGAGAGAUCCACUAGCACUACUAGUGUGGGAAAGACUCAUCGACUGGCGGCUGCCAAACGUCGGCUAUCGAGGUGAGAUGCCCACCGACCCAUUAUUCCUCACGGAUCUAGGUGAUGUCUCAAUUCUCGGGGCAGAUUUGUUGGGAUAGGCGGAACAGCGAAGUGGCUGUUGCGAGAGUUGCUCUGAUUGCCUGAGCUAAAAGGGAGA
Molecule: messenger RNA, 430 nt
Organism: Canariomyces notabilis
Lineage: Eukaryota; Fungi; Ascomycota; Sordariomycetes; Sordariales; Chaetomiaceae
Exons: 3
Coding region: 57-371 (104 amino acids)
Source: RefSeq, a predicted model, not a curated record